Frankliniella occidentalis (western flower thrips) is the source of this 2508-nucleotide messenger RNA. RefSeq lists its product as uncharacterized. Gene Ontology annotation, biological process: signal transduction. Gene Ontology annotation, cellular component: cytoplasm. NCBI's taxonomy places the organism in Eukaryota, Metazoa, Arthropoda, Insecta, Thysanoptera, Thripidae. The record is from RefSeq and is a predicted model, not a curated record.
GCCCGCCCCAGUCAGUCGAGUCCUAACCUCACUUCCCAUCGCGCCCCACGACACUCCGCCCGCCGACGUGCGCCGUGAGCCGCGAGCAGAGACUCGUCCAGCCCCCCCAGACCAGUCCUGGUCAGUCGCACCCCCGCGGGCCCACCAAGACGGACGUACGCGUCGACGCGGCCAGAGCUUCGCAGCGUCCACGCUGUGUCGUCCAGGGUGAGGACGCCCCGUGAGGACCAACCCGGCCAGUGAGGCCCGGGCUUGUAUUUAGGGAGGACAGAAGAGCACGGCCAUCAUGAGCGCGGAACAGAGGAGGGAGCUGCUCCGGCGGAGGUCCAGUGUCGGGGGAUGCACCGAAAUGAAGGUUCGAGUAUCCAUCCCUCGACGUGAUCGGCGAGGAUCUGGUGACGGUCCUGGACUUCCUGCACCUCAAAUACGUGGUGGUGCUCGGCGAGGGGGCCGGUGCCAACGUCCUGGCCAGGUUCGGCCUCAAGCACCCCAGCCGCGUCCUCGGCAUGAUCCUGAUCAACUGCACGGGGAGCGCGGCUUCCGUCAUGGAGAACUUUAAGAACAAGACCGUCAACUGGAGGAGCAACGACACGGUCUCAUCCUCCGCGGAGCACUACUUGGUAUUCCACAAGUUUGGCCAGCUGAUCUACAAUGAGCAAGUCAGCAACGACACGUCGCCCGACAAGGAGAGGGUGGUGGAGGAAUACAUCCAGCGUCUGCACAGCACCACGCUUAACACCAAGAACAUCAAGCAGUACGUCCAGGCCUUCAUGAAGCGGAUGGACCUGCCGCUGAGCGAGGCCAAGACGGACAUUCUGCUCAUGACGGGCGUGCUGGGGGCGUACGCCAACGUCGUGGAGAAGCUGCACAAGGACCUGGACAAGGACAAGGCCACCCUGCUCAAGGUCGAGCGCGCAGGGGACGUCAUGACCGAUGCACCCGCCAAGGUGGCGCACAGCAUCCUGCUCUUCUGCAAGGGCCUGGGGCUGCUCACGUCCGUCGCCAUGCCGGGCGUGGACCGGCAGCGCACCUUCUCGAGCUCCUCGGGCGAGGGCGAGUCGCUGACCAAGCGCCGGCUGUCGCGGGGCAUGUCCAUGGAGGAGUACGACAAGCCCAACAUCCGCCGCCUGUCCCUGACGGCCGCGGACCCCCCGCCGCCCGUGCCGGCCGCCAACCGCGCCAAGUGAGGUCGCGGAGCCGGCCCGGCAGCCCCCGGCGGCAGCCCCGGGCCCUCGCCACGGCCGCGAACCCGCCGCCCCCGGGGCAGGGCAGGCCGCCAACAGAGAGUGGCGGCGUACGGCGUGCCGAGAGCAACACCGGGGCGGCGGCGGAGGCUCCAGGAUCGGGGACAUCGUGGCGGGAGCCUCCCAUCCCAUGGCACUUCCAGGGGCGCCCCCGGGCGGCGGGACGGCGAGAACUCUACAUAUUAUUUGGUUGAAGACGGGGUGCGCGGAACGCGAUGCGGGUCUGUGUGUGCGUGUGUGUGAGAGAGCGUGUGCGUGCGUUCGUGUGUGUGUAUGUGUACGAAUGCGUGUGAGUAUGUAUGUGUUUGUGUGUGUGUGUGCGAAUGAACUGAGUAGCACCAGUUAUGUAGCCACUUUAGUGUAACGCUUGCACUAGCGCCAGGCGUUUGCCGGAGUGGCCGGUAGCGCUGCUGGCGAGCAGUAUUAUCGUAGGAAAGCAUUUUAAAGCCCAGAGCCGAGUUAUUUUGUUAUUUAUUGUAAGAUAGGCGAAGGACUGCUGGCAUUAUUGACUCGGAAUGCAAAGCUUUUUGUAUAAAAUAUGAAAAAAUGUAGCUCUGGCACGCCAGGAUAUCACAAAAAGAAAUGUACCACGAGAGUGUAUUUAUUUUGAUUCUUGUUUGAUUCGGCGAAGCGGUGCGGACUGCAGACUACAGGACUCCUGGACGCCUCUAAGGGUGCCCCCUCAACUCAAUGAUCGAAUAGAGGCAAACGACUCGAGGGGAGGCGAUCUGCGGCUGAGAGCCCGUCACAAGCCGCCUAGAACUAGGACCUAGAAUCGUUAGAUUGACUCGGGUCGCGCUGUCUCGUCUCCUCGGUCGCCGGGUCUCCGCUCCUCGUGGGGGGCACCUUGAGGGGAAAGCCCCGGCAACCUAGCCUGCUGUCCGCGUGCUGCAAGUCACUAGUUUAAGCGAUGUGCCUGCCGGUGUCAUCAUUCCAUUUGCUUCUCGCUCAGAAUACCUCUACCUCGUACUGAUAUUGGUUGGGCUGAACGGGGCGUUUGCUAAAACUGUGUCGGCGGCCACUGAUGACGAGAUCUAGUAAAAAGUGCUAUAUUUUGAGUUAUAGUGUGUAGCGUCGCUUUUUAGUCGUGCAAUUUACUGACGUGUGGGUCAUCGGGUGCAGCACGGAGUCACAAUAACCAACCGCGUUGACCAUCAUUCCUAGGCUAUCUUUUAUAGUGAGAUUUGGAUACUCGAGGACCAGUUGCAUUUGUUUCAGAAGAAAAACAUAUUAAAUAAAGCAAACUUUCUUUUCUCGUGCCAAA